CCUUAUUAAUUAAUCAGAACGUGGGCUCGUGUUUGCAUAUAAAUGACCUGAUUUGAAUAUCCCAAGGAUCAGUGAAUAAAAACAACUGCAUUUGCUAGAGAGGCUUUGAAAAGGCGUGUUUACCGAGUCGCAUGCUUAAAGAAGUUAUUGUUAACGAAGCAAACCCUACAGGAUGUCGUCUUCAGUAACGCCAAGAACCACGCGAACCCCGGUUGAAAGAUCGAGGAGAUGGAGCGCUCCUCCGCGACAGAAGGUAGUCGGGCGCUCGGUUCGAUCUCCUGAUGAAGUGGUCCGCGACGUUCGAGGUCUUAAGAUGCGCCAAAGAGUUUCUUUGGCUCUCAGCGAUGACAUUUUGCGGGGAGAAUUGGAGGACAUGUUAUCCACGCACAGUGAAAAGUCGAUGAACGCGGACUCCUUCCGCACGUAUCAAGACUUCUUGAUCCCCUCGGGAGGCUUGUAUGGCGGUGGUCUUGGGGGUAUGUCCGCCAACGCUAUCUCAGACAUCAGAGGGGCAGAUACACUGCACUAUUCCAAAUUUGAAAGGCAAUUACGGUGUAAGGUGGCAUCCGUUUAUCGUCUGAUGCAGUUGUUUGGAUGGGGAAAAGGAAUUUUCGAUCGGGCUGCAUGUACGGUUUCUGCUUCUGAAAAUGACAAUGAUGAACAUCAGUAUUUUGUUGCUCCAGCUGGUUUGUUGUUCAGUGAGGUGACAGCAUCUUCCAUUAUGAAGGUAGACCAUAAGGGAAAUGUGACUGAAGCAGGAAACACAAAUCUUGGGCUGCAAAAGUCAGCAUUUGAGCUCCAUUCUGUCAUACAUUCAGCAAGGAAAGAUGCCAAGUGUGUCUUUUUCCUGUCAGCUGAAUCCGUGAAAGCUGUUUCUGCACAAAAAAUAGGAUUGGUGCCAAUCACUGUGGAGGGAAUUGCAGUUGGAGAAGUUUCCUACCACACUUUUCCUGGAUUGAAGCUGGAUGAAGAAACACAAGAUUCCUUAAUCAACAGCUUUGGAACAUCAAGCAGGGUUUUGAUAUUAAGGAACUUUGGUGCUAUUUGUGUUGGGGAGACCAUAGAAGAGACAACAUAUCUGGCUCACCUUCUUGUCACUGCUUGUGAACAACAGGUAUCUGCAAUGCGCGCAGGAAUGGACGGGCUGUUGGAGAUUGAUGAUGAUGCCAAAGAAAGCAUGAUGAAUUCAUUUUAUGGAGGUUUAGAUGCAAAUGAGAACCAACAAAAGAUGGCAGAGCUUCAAUUCGAGGCCUGGAUGCGAAUGCUUGACUCAAGGGGCUGCAAGACUGGUUACAACUACCGCAACUCUGAGAUCUUCAAAUCAGAAGAAAAGGAAGCUAAAUCACGCGAGAAAACACCAGCCAAGACCUCCACGACUCGCACAGAGAUGACAAUCUAUCGUGACGCUAAUGUACGGCGCACGGCCUCGCUUGGACGAGGAAACACCUACAGGAGUCGCCUCAAGUGGCUGAAUUCACCUGUGAAGGCCACCGAGUACAGGAGAGAACGGGAACUAGACAACUCUGAGCCGGUGCUUAUUAAAGACAGACAGCCUGAGAAAGAUAACAAAGACAAUGAGGAAGUUUUUAUCACCACCAAAGUCGUUUCAUUGAACCAGUCUGCGCCAGUCUUACACACAGAGGAUCAGGAAGGCGAAGAGGUCACAGAGGAAGUGGUGACGUAUGUAAGGGCACAGGAGAGACACUUUGAACCACAGGAAAUCAAGGUGUUCUUGGAUGACUCCCAAGAUAGCUUGGACGCUAGUGGCGAGCGCAGUGGUCCCGUGAUGGUGGAGUUAAAGCGAGAACCAGUGGGCCUUGUGCGAAGGAAGUCUGGGAACAAGGUGAAGAAGCGACGAAGUUUUCGAGAAAAGUUUGCUAAAAGGCUGAGCAGUGGACAGUAGACGUGAUGUACUCUAGUUUCUUGAUGUUCCCGCUACUCAUCGUAAUUUAAACAAUUAAGUGCCUUAUACUCAACUGUGUUCCUUGGCGAGGGUAAGGAGAAAUAAGUUUGUUUUUGGAGGUAAAAGGAACGAUAAUUACGGUAACAGAGGAAACCAAAGGUUGAUGUUGUCUGCGCUUUUGUAGUUAAGGUAAAUCCGAAUUCUUGGUCAGCGAACCAGUCAGACGCUCCAUCUGGGUUGAAAGUUCCUGGAAACAAAUCCGUUUUUAAGCAUUUUUAAAAUGGGAAACUUUUUUCUUCUUCUUCAAAAAAGGGAUGCUAUUUUAAACUCAGAAAAAAAAAACGGGAAGAACCACCAGAACUCGGUAAUUACACACAGUGCCCUUACACACGCCAUUUGUAAGUAGUCUACGUGCCUUUGUGGCUCUUGUUACACGCUCAUCAGACGCAUUGCGCAAAUUCGCCGUUUUUGUAUGAAUAGUUGUUAAGAGAGAUCUCAAACCACGUUUACGCGAACGAAUAGUAGAAAUAAUCUUUUUAACUCAGUCUGCUUUUUCUACCUUAGAGUCUCUUUUAGAAAUAGUGCGAAAGUAUUUGCAUAUGUCUCUAGGGAGAUAUUUUUGUAUUCCUGUGUUGGACUAAGUCUGAAUUAUAAGGAAAUUUAAGGAAUUUAGAGGUAAAUUUUGCUGUUCGUGUUUGCUCUAAACGUGGCUUGGAGAAUAUACCUCUUGCGUGAAUAACCAUGCAGUGCAAUUCAGAUGUCGAAUCUUUUAUAGAGUGUAACUCGUGGUAUAACAUGUUUUUAUCAAAGUGGAUUUUUACCUUUUAAAGUGAUAUUUCGAGGCACGCAACAGUUAUACAGCGUAGUUUUAGCACAGGGGUGGGUUUUAACAUCGGGAGUAAAGGGGUUUCUAUAAUGUCCACAGUUUGUGCUGCGAAAGUUUGUAACCUUAAGCAUUCGAGAUAUAUCUAGAAUUGCCGAAAAUAACGUAUGUUUGAUUGAAAGCUGCCAUCGUCUUCUUCUUUUGUUUGUAGUUUAUUUUUUUAGCACUUUUAUUGUUUGACUAUUCAUUAAGUUGUCGUCACUACAUUUUGACAUUAAAAAUAAGUAAUAUUGGUAGAAUAAUCAAAUCAUCCCAUAUCUUUCCUAGAGAAAGGGGUUUAAAACCCCUUUUUUAAAGUUAAACUGUAAGAGGUGAUCAUAGAGCUUGUUCAAAAACAUUGUUUUUUAGUUUGCCAGUGGAAUGACCGGGCCUUAUGUGUUUGCUGUUGUUCUUUAUGUUUUCUUUUAAUUUUUUUUCUUGCAAAAUCCCUUUUUUACCUUAUUGGCCCCUAAAAUGCAAUGGUACUCUGAAAACGAUUUUAAAAGAUGAAAUAUUUCACAUUGUCGGAUAUCAGAAGGCAUAUGUAUAAAGGCUGAUAGUUUCUAAAGAAACUGUUUGGGGCUGCGUCGGUGGGGGUAACGAAAUAAUUUGGAUAUAUCA
This is a messenger RNA of Stylophora pistillata, 3386 nucleotides long. Its product is annotated as alpha-adducin. The record is from RefSeq and is a predicted model, not a curated record. Gene Ontology annotation, molecular function: actin filament binding. Gene Ontology annotation, cellular component: postsynaptic density; cytoskeleton; plasma membrane. Lineage: Eukaryota; Metazoa; Cnidaria; Anthozoa; Scleractinia; Pocilloporidae.